Molecule: messenger RNA, 1241 nt
Organism: Coffea eugenioides
Lineage: Eukaryota; Viridiplantae; Streptophyta; Magnoliopsida; Gentianales; Rubiaceae
Exons: 1
Coding region: 209-853 (214 amino acids)
Source: RefSeq, a predicted model, not a curated record
AACCCGAAAUCUAUACAUAUAUAAGCCCACCUCCCCAAUCCCAGUGGUCUUCAUUACCCCACAGCCUCCACUCACAAUGUGAGAAAUUCCGACACCUCUUCAUCCUUACCUUAUUCCUCCAGUAAAAUCUCUCUUUUUUUCGCGUCCACCCUUUCUCCCCCAAAAAAAAGUUAAAAACCACCACCCCUUUGCUCUCCUGGCGAAGAAAAUGGAAGAAGAAGAAGAAGGAACUGGAAAGAGACAAACGACUGAAUGUGACUACGACGUCGUCCGGAAAAAGCUCAGAACCGAGGGCGACGGCGACCAGGAUCAAGACGACGUGAUGGCCUGGCUCGCUUUCGACGACCAGACUGUCACGGAGCUUUCGGAGCUCUUGGACUCCUCCUCCUUGGAGGCUUCGUCGUCGUCAGCGCAGCAGUUUAACGUUAAGGUGAGGUUCAUCGAGGACCCGUACAUGACGCCGGUGAUUUUUCAGUCGUCGUCGGCCUACGUCACCAUCAACGGCAACGAGGAGUCUUGCGGGUCGUCGUACUCGGACUCCGACUCAACGGUCAUGGCGAGCGUCGACAUGGGAAGCUUUCGGGUUGCGUUGAGGAAGCUGGCUAGGGAGCUGAACGUGGAUGACACCGAUAGCCGUGGAGCGUGGGGCACGGACGCCGCUGCGGAGGAGGAGGAGGUAAUAGCCCGGGGUGGUGGGUGGAUGGGGGGAAAUGAUCAUCUGGAGGGUAUUUUUGUAAAAUCGCCAUGCAGCAGCAGUGACUUGUGCGAGACGACUCCUUCUGACGGUGACGGUGAAAAUAUGUGGGUGAAACUUCUUCUGGGUGAGGAGGAUUUGUUAGGUGGGGCAGGGUAAAUAGGAAGGAGUUGGCUGUGUGGAAAACGUUAGGGGGAAAGGGGCUAAAAUAAUAUUCUACUAAUAUACGAAGCAGUAAAAAGAUUUAAAGAGGUUUCACUACUGUAACUAGUAACAGUAGGGGGUGGUCAAGACUCAAAACUCUGGAGGGUUACAUUUUAUCUAAUCUCUAAUGGGAGUGAAUUAAAACUGGGGUAGGCCGAGGAGGCGGCGGCGGUACUGGUGGUUUUUGGACUGUGUGGGACUCAGGUGGUUUGGUUUGGUGGCAUGAGCACAGUUGUAUAAUUCUAGCUGCUGGUUCUGCAACAACUGCUGUAAUAAUACGCCUCUAGAAAAUUAGAAAAUUGAAAAGGCAGUUGAGAAAGAAAACGUGGAGCGGAUUUUGUCU